AUGGCCCACGAGAGGAAAAAGCAACUCAUCCCGAGAAGGAUGGCCAACUUAUCCGCAGAGGGUGUAGCAGCCGUUAUUCAGCUUCAGCAGCAAAAAGGCCGCCAGUACCUGAGAGAGUUGCUGGGAUGGAGAGAGUUUGAUGAAAUCCGGGAUCUGCGCCAGAGCAUCCAACUGGACGUCCACUACCGCAGCCUGGUAUUCGCGGCCGAGAAAGGCUUGCCUUGGGCAGCGGUGGCGGAAGUGGGGAAAUUGACUGGCGAAGUCUUGGAGGAAACCAAAGGCUGUCCCCUUUCACAGGCCAUCAGGAUCCUCCAGGAGAAACUUGCCGCCUUCCGGGUGAAGCUGCCGGCUUUCCAGCUGCGUGCCGUGUGUGACUUCUUCCACAACACGUUUCUCAAGCAUUACCAGCUGCACCAGUUCGUGCUGGUCCGGGAGAGGGACCGCCGGCAGAGCUUUGCCAGCCUGGAGGUCUGUGCUCCCCCCAGGCCUCUCCCACUGGCCGAGGGCACUGACAGCCAAGUCUGGGCUCAUCAGCAGCAGCUGCUGGCCCUCUCUGCGGCCGAAGAGGAGAAGCGGGCCGAGCUGUUGCGGGUCGGAGAGCUCUUGCGCUGGGAGAUGGAGCGCCUGCUGCUGGAAGUGUGCGGAAAAGUCCGAAGCAGGGAAGGAGCCCUCCGCAAAGAGCAUCUCGUGUCCCUUGUCAAAGAAGCCAUCGAGACUCAGGUCCAGAGCCUGCAGGAUAUCGUCCAGCAUGAGAUCAAGGUCACCUUUGAGAUCUUGCAGCUGAAGCUUGAGAAGAAGGCUCUGAUGCUCAACUCACCUGCUCCUUACCCUCCACCUCCCUGUCCUGAGGAACGAGGAAGGAAGGCUAACAAACCGGCCAAGAAUCCGCAGGGGAAAAAAUCGGAAAGUAAGGAGAAGGAGAAGAAGAAGGAGAAGGAGAAGAAGGCAUGA
Varanus komodoensis (Komodo dragon) is the source of this 951-nucleotide messenger RNA. It is a transcript of the gene CUNH8orf74, whose product is annotated as chromosome unknown C8orf74 homolog. The transcript is spliced from 5 exons. The coding region runs from base 1 to 951 and encodes 316 amino acids. NCBI's taxonomy places the organism in Eukaryota, Metazoa, Chordata, Lepidosauria, Squamata, Varanidae. The record is from RefSeq and is a predicted model, not a curated record.